Anneissia japonica is the source of this 1484-nucleotide messenger RNA. Its product is annotated as U4/U6 small nuclear ribonucleoprotein Prp31-like. Lineage: Eukaryota; Metazoa; Echinodermata; Crinoidea; Comatulida; Comatulidae. Gene Ontology annotation, cellular component: U4/U6 x U5 tri-snRNP complex; precatalytic spliceosome; U4 snRNP. The transcript is spliced from 10 exons. Bases 232 to 1476 code for a protein of 414 amino acids. Gene Ontology annotation, biological process: spliceosomal tri-snRNP complex assembly; mRNA splicing, via spliceosome. The record is from RefSeq and is a predicted model, not a curated record.
AUAAUUACGCCUGGAGAAGAGUCAAAGAGAGGGCGUUAGACAACAUGCGUUGUUUUUACGAUUGAUUGAUCGUUGUUUGAUUUUAAAGCAGGUUUAAAUAUAGUCUAGAUUUUGGUCAGGCCGAGGCCUAGUUUUUGUACGGGAGCCUAGACCUAGGCCUAUAAGUUUUCUAAUCCUAGUCUACGGACGAAGGGCAUAUUUUUCUUGGCGUCUAGAGAUUAAACUGCCAAAAUGUCUUUAGCUGAUGAAUUAUUGGCAGACUUGGAGGAGAUGGCUGAGCACGGAGACGCCAUCGAAUUCAACGAUGACCAAGACAAUGAACUCGACACUAUUGAAGAUGUUGCAAUGGAUAUUGAUAAUAAAUUAGAUUCGGUUAAAAACAUCGCUAAAUUAAGAGAUGGAGAACAAUUGUGUAGCAUUAUGAGUAGAAUAAAAAGAUUUCAAGAAAAUCCAAGAAAAGGAGAAGUUGUGGGACCAGUAGAAGCUGAUCCUGAGUACUUGCUUAUAGUAGAAGCUAACAAUAUCAGCGUUGAAAUAGACAAUGAAAUAAACAGCUUUGGUGUUUCAGCUGCCUUUGAUCUAAAUGAGUCAAAAUCACAGAUUCUCUCCUAUGUAGAAUCACGGAUGUCGUUUAUUUCACCAAAUUUAUCAAUAAUAGUUGGUGCCUCAACUGCAGCAAAAAUUAUGGGUGCUGCAGGAGGUCUAACAAAUCUUUCCAAAAUGCCAUCAUGCAAUGUGCUGCUGCUUGGUGCUCAGAAACGUACACUAUCGGGCUUCUCAUCUGCUACACUCCUCCCACACACUGGCUUCAUCUAUUACAGUGACCUAUGUCAAGGCACUCCACCGGAUUUGAGGAAAAAAGCAGCAAGACUUAUUGCAGGCAAAUGUACCCUUGCUGCUCGAGUUGACAGCUUUCAUGAGAGUCCAAAUGGAGAAAUCGGCAGUAAAUUCAGGGAAGAAAUAGACGGAAAGUUUGAAAAAUUAACAGAGCCACCACCUGUCAAGAAAACAAAAGCAUUGCCAGCGCCAAUAGAUGGAGGAAGAAAGAAGAGAGGAGGAAGACGGUACCGUAAAAUGAAAGAACGUUUAGGUAUGACAGAGUUCCGCAAAGCUGCCAAUCGAAUGACAUUCGGGGAGAUUGAAGAUGAUGCCUAUCAAGAGGAUCUAGGUUUCUCACUAGGACAGGUGAAAAAAACAGGAACCGGGCGAAUUAGGGGACCACAGGUGGACAAUAAAACACAAGUCAAGAUAUCAAAAAGUUUACAGCGGCAGUUACAAAAGCAGCAAAUGCAUGGAGGGAGGUCAACUGUCAAAGGUCGAGAAACCUCCGGUACAGCAUCCAGUGUGGCUUUUACACCAUUACAAGGUCUUGAGAUUUUUAAUCCAAAUGCAGCUGAGAAGAAAGUAGCGGAAGCGAAUGCAAGAUACUUCUCAGCAACAACUGGUUUCCAAAAAGUGAAGAACGAAGCAACUUGAAGAAAACU